AUUUAUGUUUCUAAAGUUGUAAGCACUUUGGCGUCCCUAACUAAAGCAUCAUCAAGCUUAUCUUCGCCACCAAGUCAGCGCGUUACAAUUUUCCCACCUUGAAAAAGUUUAUUACAAUUAUGCGUCGCAAGAGUCGAAAAACAGACCCGGAAAAUGGCAACAGUAAUGAGCCGGAGGAAAACCCAGAAAACGGUUCGGAAAAUGCUGAAACUGAAGAGGACGUAGAAUCGGAGGUGAAAAAGUCGAAAUCGCCCAAGAAAGGUGAAAAAUCUCCCAAAAAAGCCACGAAAGGUGAAAAGAGAACACUCAAAGAUACAACGGAAGAUGAAAAUCAAAAAAACGGGGCAAAAAGCGAUCAAGAUGAAGGUGAAUCUGAAAGUGGGGAGAGAGAAACCAAACGCAGAAAAACCAGUAAAACGCCUAAAAAGGGCGCGAAAAGUAACAAAAAAAAUGUGGAAGAAGAAGUGGAAACUGAAGAAGAGGAGCAAUAUGAGGUUGAAGCUGUAGUUGAUUCGAAAACAAUUAAUGGUGUAAAACAUUAUUUAAUUAGAUGGAAAGGUUAUGACGCUUCUUCCGAUACCUGGGAAUCUAAAGAUUCAUUAAACUGUCCGGAAUUAAUAAAGGAGUUCAACGAAAAUACCAAAAAAAAAUCUCCUAAAAAGAAAAGUCGCAAGAAAAAGAGCACAACAAACGCCAAGAAUAACGACGAUAAUGAAAAUGAAGAAAACGCCGAAUAUGAAGUUGAUAAAAUUGUUGAGGUUCACCAUAAAAGAAAUGGUAAAAAGGAAUUUUUGGUGUCUUGGAAAGGUUAUCCACCAUCUCAGGAUAGCUGGGUUGAUGAGGAAGAUAUGGAUUGUAAGGAUUUAAUUGCGAAAUUUAUGGCAAAAGUUGAACAAGUUAAGAAUGUUACUCCGAAACAAUUAAGAGAAAAUCGAGCCCAAACAGACCGAUUCACCUUAACUACGAGGGAACAUGGAAGGAGGCUUAGCCGAAGAAAUAAAGGAAAACAAAGGGUACAAUAUCAUAAUACAGAAUAAUGUACGGAAACUUCAAAAAAUGUUUUAAUCAGCAAAAAAGUUGAGUGAUGUGAAAGUUUUUCUUUAAAUAAGUUUCAUAAAUUAAGCUUAAUAUUUUCAUAGUAAUCUCAUUGUUACUAUGCUUGAUUUGUGAAAUUGAAAAUUUUUUUCUAUAAAUAUUUAGGAAUUUGCAAGUUUAAUUUCAUAGUUUUAAUAGAGUUAUUAAAGAGAAAAUAGAAAUUGAUCUGUACAAUUUGUACAAUAAUAAUCUAUUAUAAUAUUGGUUAUAGUUAAUAAGAUUUUGUUUCUAUAUCUUCAUUAUAACGUUAUUGCUUUAAAUUUCCUGCAAAAAAAAAUCUUUUGGCUAUGUUCAAAGCACAAGGAGUAUCAAUUUUAAACUUAACAUGAUUCUUUUCAAAUUCUUUUUCUUAAGAAAUAGUCCUGAUUAUAUAACACUCCUAGAAAAAAAGUUUCUUUUAAAACCAAUUUUUUUUUAUGCUAAAGCAAUUUUGUUUAUAAAUUUUUUUCUAGAAAACAAACUUAAUUUUUAAGUUUAUAUCAUUGUGUUGAUUUUCAAACAAUUAUAUUAUUGGGUAGUUUCAAGAUCUUUUCUUGUUACAUAAACAUUACUAGAAUGCAUCCAACUUUUAACUUUUACUUGUUAGAUCAUACAAAAGGGGAAAAAAGUACAAAUUUAGAUGUAGCAAAGUCGUUUUUGGAAGUGGUAACAGUUAUUAGACGCCUGAAAAGAUCUCGAUACUACUAUAUCCAUUUAUAAUUAUUACAACAAACUUAUUUCUUUAGGUAUUUUUAGCACAGUAAUCUAUGUGCAAUUAAGAAGAAAUCUGUAUAAUAAUUUAUAUAAAUAAUAAAGGGUAUUUAAUAUAAUUGAAAUGAAAUAAU
Molecule: messenger RNA, 1919 nt
Organism: Onthophagus taurus
Lineage: Eukaryota; Metazoa; Arthropoda; Insecta; Coleoptera; Scarabaeidae
Source: RefSeq, a predicted model, not a curated record